AUGACGCCCACUAGACCAGUGGCCACCGAUGACGAUAUCGAGGAGAAUUGUGUUUCUCCGACAUUAGAAGUGGGAUCGGUGCAAGCACAAAACGCAGAUAGAUUGAUCGACGCGCUUUAUUUGAGGCGCAGCAAAAUAGCAUGUGGCUACCUACUUGUGGAGGCGCUAUGCAACCCGCCGGCUAUCGAGGACAAGAAUAUUGGAUUGCCUAAAGUACACUUAUUUCUUACACUUAGUAAGGCCAUGAAAGGAUCAGCUGCAACAUGGUUGUCCCAAAUAAUUUUUCCUAAUAUGAAGUGGGUAGAAUUUAAAGAUAUUUUUAUUUUUCGUUUUGAUACUUUAGAAACAUGUGCAGCGACAAUUUUAAAAAUGUUUACUGGUAAACCGCAAGAACGUGAAUUUGUCGCUGCGUAUGCAAGUCGUUUAUUUAAAUAA
This is a messenger RNA of Parnassius apollo (apollo), 435 nucleotides long. The record is from the annotation of a GenBank genome assembly. Lineage: Eukaryota; Metazoa; Arthropoda; Insecta; Lepidoptera; Papilionidae.